Molecule: messenger RNA, 1141 nt
Organism: Cuscuta campestris
Lineage: Eukaryota; Viridiplantae; Streptophyta; Magnoliopsida; Solanales; Convolvulaceae
Source: the annotation of a GenBank genome assembly
AUCGUCCCUCAACCCAUACCUACGAGACUCUAUUUAUAGAGUCAAAAAUCGAUGAUUAGACAUGAACAUUCGCAAAUGAGGCGAACGUUCGCGCGAAGAGAUAAUGAACAACCAAGAAGGCCCGACAACGUCCUCCAGCAAGAGCCCAUCAAAUAUGAAGACGUUUUCGACGUCUCCUCCGGCCACCUCGCCUCCAAGCCCAUAACACCCCAAGAUGCUGCCGCCAUGCAGGCCGCCGAGAACGUCACCCUCGGCCACUGUCAGAAGGGCGGUCCUGCCGCGGUCAUGCAAUCUGCCGCCUCCCACAACGCCAGGUUUGCCGGGGUUAGUCCUGAUGACGUCACUGACGUCAUCAGAGAUCCCGGCAUCUCCAUCUCCCAAACCAACAUUGAUGGCCGCCCCCUCAUUGUGGAGGCCAUUGGACCCGAUGUUGUGGGGACAUAUGUUCGGGAAGAUAAUACAAGGGUGAGGAGAGAGAGGUCCCCAAUGGGCCCACCGCAAGGUGUGGUAAGCGAUAAAAUCACCAUCGGGGAAGCACUGGAGGCCACUGCUAUAUCCGCCGGUGACAAGCCGGUGGACCAGAGCGACGCCGCCGCGAUUCAGGCGGCGGAGGCUAGAGCUACGGGUCUCGGAGAGAUUUUGCCGGGCGGUAUAGGAGCGGAAGCUCAACGCGCCGCCACAAGGAACGCCAGAAUUACCAAGGAUGAGUUCAAAACAAAACUUGGCGAUGUUCUCACGGAUGCAAAGGAGAAGCUUGUGAACGAUAAAGGUGUGACAUUGGAGGACGCGGUGGGGGUGGUGGGUGCCGAAGCGAGGAACAAAGAAGGGCACACCACUCGUCCCGGUGGCGUGGCGGCUACCGUGGCGGCCGCCGCCGCUCUGAAUCAAGAAACCGCUUUUAAUGUUACCGUCUAAGUGAAUGCUGGGUGAAAAAUGUACUACUAUCGUGUAACCAAGCCAAGCCUAGCCUAGCUUGUUAUUAUAUAUCUAAAAAUAAAAAUGAUCGUAGUAAAAAUAUGCAUGUAUGUGUUAGUUGUUUUGAGAUAUUGUGUUAGUUGUUUUGCUUGUUUUAUGAUAUGAUGUUCAAUGGAAUUUUAAUUUUGUAUAUUCUAUUACGGAAAAUUAAAUAUACACUUCAUCU